This is a messenger RNA of Procambarus clarkii (red swamp crayfish), 4612 nucleotides long. Lineage: Eukaryota; Metazoa; Arthropoda; Malacostraca; Decapoda; Cambaridae. The record is from RefSeq and is a predicted model, not a curated record.
AUUUCUGUCCCACCCGGGUUCGAAUACGGAAUUCUCAAUUGUGAGUCGAGAACAAACCUGACUGUACUACCGGGACCCAAAGCAGUACAGUAAUGCAGUUCAUUCUAUAUAUUUGAUCCAAAGAAUUAUUAACCUUUUUUACACCAGACUAAAGUCAUCAUGGGGAAUCAGCUGGCGGGCAUUGCCCCCUCGCAGAUAUUCCCAGUGGAGACUUAUCUCUCGGAUCUUCCAGACAUUCAAUAUGAAGCAAGCUUAGGGAGUACACGCUUUUUGAAGGUGGCCAAAUGCCAGACGUGGGAAGGCUUGGUGGUUGUAAAAGUAUUUGUUAUUCAUGAUCAAUCCCUUCAGCUCCCCAUUUACAAGAAAAUGGUUGAAGAAGUAUCUACAAAACUUAUUACGGCUGCAAAUUGUCUCCAAUUUCACUAUUUAAAGGUGACGGAAAAGGCUGGAUUGAUGUUCAGACAAUAUGUGAAGAGUAAUCUGUAUGACAGAAUAUCCACACGACCCUUCCUAACGUCAAUUGAAAAAAAAUGGCUGGCAUUUCAGAUCCUGUGUGCACUUAAUCAAUCUCACCAACAGGGGCAGGUUUGUCAUGGAGACAUCAAAUUAGAAAAUGUUAUGGUGUCUUCAUGGAAUUGGCUUCUACUGGCUGACUUUGCAACCAUCAAGCCUACGUUGCUUCCCGAGGAUGAUCCAGCAGAUUUUACAUAUUACUUUGACACUUCCCGCAGACGAACAUGCUACGUUGCACCUGAAAGGUUUAUCAAGACUCUGCAGAUGGAUGCCAACCAGCUGAUGUUGGAAGUGAAAGACAAAGGGCAUCUCACACCAGCUAUGGAUGUUUUUUCAGCUGGGUGCUGUUUGGCUGAAUUAUUCACCGAAGGAUAUGCACCCUUCGAUCUAACUCAGCUUCUGGCAUAUCGAGUUGGUGACUACUACCCCAAUAAAGUGCUUGACAAGAUAGAUGAACCUAGAGUCAAGGCUUUGGUUGAGCAUAUGAUCCAGAGGGAUCCUAGCAGUAGACACACUGUUGCAGAGUACCUGGAGCAGGAGAGGGGAGCCACAUUUCCUGAACAUUUCUACACAUUCCUCUGGCCAUUUCUCAAGCAGUUUGCAGUUACACCGAUCAUGCCUCCUGAUGACAAGAUCAGACAGAUAAAAAAUUGCUUAACUGAUAUAUUAAUAGCACUGGGGGCCGAAAAUGAAGCGUCUAAAAACAAUGAAGACAUGGAAGAGGAAAAAGAGAAGUCAGAUUUGGAGAAGCCAGAGAAGAAGUGUGAAGCUCUCAUCAUUAUUGCCUCUCUGAUCACCUCCUCUCUCAGAGCUUUGCAUUUCACAUCUUCAAAACUGGAUGCUUUGCAACUCUUAGGAAAAGUAUCCCAGUAUGUGCCGGACGAGAUCAUUCUGGAUCGGAUAUUACCCUACACUUUUCAGCUUCUGCAUGACGGUGAACCACGUGUACGCGUGUUUGCGCUCUAUACACUCACUCACUGCCUCACUCUGGUCUCAAGUGUACCCAGAUCAGAUGCUAACAUAUUCCCCGAGUACAUCCUUCCUAAUCUUGCUGAUAUCACCCAAGAUGAAGCGGUCAUUGUACGACAGGCAUAUGCAGAAAAUAUUGCAACUAUAGCAGAAACAGCUUUGAGGUUUCUAGAGUACAGUCAACUUCAGGGAAUGAUGACUUCCUGCAGUUACGAAACAGAAUUAGCAACGCUGCAAGAGGUUAUUCAGCAGAAGGUGGCAACAAUGUUCUCAGAUGCUUCAAACGUGGUGAAACGAACUCUCAUGGAGAAGACUGUCACCAAACUUUGUGUAUUCUUUGGUAAACAGAAAGCGAAUGAUGUGCUGCUAUCCCAUAUGAUAACAUUUCUGAACGACAAACAUGAUCGUCAUCUUCGACUGUCAUUCUUUACUAGCAUUGUCGGUGUAGCAGCUUACAUAGGGUGUCAUUGUGCUGAUAUUCUCAGGCCUCUUUUGCUCCAGGGACUUAGUGAUUCAGAAGAGUCUGUGAUUGUUGCUGCAAUAGAGGCUAUGACAUCACUGACUGAGCUAGGCCUCUUUCCCACCCAUCUUCAGUGUGACCUCUUGACCCAUACGGCACCACUUCUAAUUCACCCUAAUCUCUGGAUACGGCAAGCAGUUGUUGGCUUGCUGAGUGUGGUAGCCAAACUGCUUCCUCUGGUGGACGUUCAAACAGCAGUUGUGCCCAGAGUGCAGCCAUUCCUAAUGAAGCCUCUGCUGCAGUUGCAUCGAGAAAUAUGUGUUCUGUCGUGCUUGCGGCCAUCUAUAUCACGGGAAGUUUAUGAUGCAUUAGUGAAAUGUUCAGAUGUUGGCCAAAUCCUAUCGCUUCUUCAGGAGGCUCGACAACAAAAUGUUCCGCUGGCGCAGCUGCCCUCCAGUCUCUCUCACUUGGAUCAUUCUACUAGGAAUCUGUUGCGACGUUUGGUGGGUGGAGGACUAGUCGAAGAUAACGUUGAGCAGUUGCUGCUAAUGCGCGAUCAUCUCUCUAAACUUCAGAGGCAGAAGAAGGCAACGGAAGCUACUCGCAACGACUCGCAUCAGCAACAACAGCUCUUGGGCGUGAUAAACAUUGAAGGUCUGAAGAAAGUGGUGCCCACUCAUCACUGUGAUCUGAUGCCAGAGGAUGGGUCUAUUGACAUUUCGACUCUAAGUCUCUCUCAGAGGGGAAUGGUACAAUCUCCAAGUAUGACUAUGAAUGAGGAAUGGCAAGCGAUGUUUGGAACAGCAGAGGAUCAUAGUGCACUUAGUAGAGCAACUGAUAACAGAUCUGUUUCUCCAGUGGAGCCAGACCCAGCUUCUCGAACAGUCCCCGUCACCAAGUUACCUUCAGUAGAUGGAGAAAAUAAAGGGAUUAUUAAAUGUAUAUCAAGUUGCAAGUUGGAGCUGGAAAACCUCGUAGCAAUGAAACGUGAAGAGCAUUUAGUGUGCGUCAAAAAACACCGUGCUAUGGAAACACUCGCAUGGGACACCAGAUUGCCUCCUCCAGGCUGGAGACCACGAGGACAUCUUGUGGCCCACUUACAUGAACACAGAGGAGCUGUCAAUAGACUUGUGUCAAUUGGUGAUACCUCAUUAUAUGCCAGUUGUUCAAAUGAUGGAACAAUAAAAAUAUGGGACUGUAACCGUAUUGAAAGAAAAUUUUCCAUCAAUAGAUCAAAGGUCACUUACAACAGGCAGAGUGGACUCAUCACAUCAAUGGCUGCGUGUCUCGCACACCAGAGUCUGGCUUCCGCAGCUAAUAAUGGCUCAAUACAUGUUAUUAAAUUAGAAAAAAUGAGCCUGAUAAAUAGCAGGCAACUUAAUACUGAAGAGGAUGGUUAUGUUGUAGAUAUGAACUAUUUUGAUACAGGAUCUCAGUCUGUUUUGACUUACGCAACAGUAUUUGGCUCCAUAGUGGGUUGGGAUCUGCGCGCUCCCGGCACUGCGUGGAAACUGGAAAAUGGUCCACGGAAAGGAGUUAUUACAUCAUAUGCAUUAGAGGGAACACAGAGUUGGCUUGUGGCAGGGACUAGCAGUGGUCAUCAUGUGUGCUGGGAUCUGCGGUUCAUGCUCCCAAUCUCCACCAUUACUCAUCCAAGAGGGGCUGGUGUGCGUCGAGUGAGCAUGCAUCCAAAGGAAGAUUCUUGGGUGGUGUCUGCUGUUAGCGGUAACAAUGAAAUAUCCAUGUGGGAUAUGGAAACACAGUCGAGGCACAUGACACUCUGGGGCAGUCCCAGGCCGCCACUUACAACAGUACAGAUAUCCAACAACAGUGUAUGUAGCAUGUACGUUAGUCAGGGAGACAGAGGCCCAUACGUGCUAGCAGGUGGCACAGAUGGUAGACUACGUUACUGGGAUCUUUGUGAACCAGAAUCUUCAUAUAUUGUUUGCCAUGCUGCCAAUGACCCUUAUUUACAAUGGCCAAUAUCAUACAGCUCCCGUGUUGUUGAUGGGACGGAAGUUAUUGUAGAAAGUGCGAACAAACCUCAUACGACACCUUCCAGUAGUGACGAUACACCCAAGAGAGGGCCGGACCAGCCACCACCUGGCCACAAAGACAUUAUUACAGAUGUGAUUGUUAUGAAUGAACCUCAACGACUAGUCAUUACCUCUGGCAGAGACGGAACUAUAAAGAUGUGGAAAUAAAAUUCGGCAGGUUAAUUCCUUUUAUCUCAAGUGUGAUUGUGUUAAACUAAGAGUUAACUGUGAUUUUACUUUUAUAUUGUACAGUGGAGCAACUUUAUAGUUUAAUUUAAAUUUUUUAGUUGUUUUAAUGAAGUCUUAAGUUAGCAAGUACAAGAUUUGUAUGCCUACUGACUAUUAAAUUGUUAAAGUAACAUGAUCUGUAUUAAUCGGAAACUUUAUUCAGUGUUCUUCAUUUGCUAUGCAUUAAAUUUUUAUUUAAUCUUAAGAUAUUAAGGUGUCUUGAGUGCUAAAUAACCUUAGAUUCCAGCACUUUUGCUAUAAGUUCUUCAUAAUAGUACUAAUGUGACCUGAGAUGUGAUGAAAUUUAUUUCAUCAUUCCAUUUGUAUAUAAACUCAUCCUAGUCAUUCUCAUUAUUCUACUGGUCACUCAAACAUGAUUCAUGUUCAAUUAUACUGUUCUAAUUUG